CUGGGUGACUCCUGGAAGCAAUUGGAUGUAUCAUAUUGUAUUAAAGGGUAUCAGAGUUAUGGAGCCGUAAUAGAAAUAGAAAUGCCCUUGUAGGGCUCUGUAGAGUGUACAAAGUCAUCCUGUGGGAUUUUCAGCCCUGAUUUGGAGCAGCGAGCUCAGUUAAAUCUCUUCUUCUGAACUCCCUCUCCCGUCGUCGUGGGCGCGUCUAUAUGCAAAUCCCGACCUGUCCGAGCAGAUCAUUGGCAGAAGGUCGCGCUGGGGGAGAGGCGCCUCCCACCUGUUGGCGCACGGUGUGCAGAAGGAGCCGCGUCUCUCUCCUCAGUCACGGUAACGCGCGGCGCGGACGCACACAGGCGCGUCAUCUCUGCAACGAUCCCCUGACACCAGAGCAGCCAAGCAGGCAGAGGUGGGAGUCCCGAACCGCUCUCGGCUCGACAUGCCACCCCAGAUGGAUUACUUUUACCACGAGUCCCGAGUCCCCUCAGCGUGCGGGUUUACCCGGGAGGACGAGCUGGACCCCGACGUGAUCAGCUGCAUGCUGGUCGGAGACGGACAGGUCGGGAAGACCAGCAUGAUCAUCAGCUACAUCUCCAACGGGUACCCGGCCGAGUACCAGCAGACGGGCUUCGACGUUUUCUCGGGUCAGGUCCAGGUGGAAGGAUCUCCAGUGAAGAUUCAGCUGCUGGACACAGCUGGACAGGAAGAAUUCGACGAGUUCCGCGCUCUGUCCUACGCCCACGCCGACGUCUUCCUCCUGUGCUUCAGCAUGGUCGACCCCGACUCGUUCCACAACAUCACCAAGAAGUGGGUGCCGGACAUCCGGGCCCACAACGCGUCCUCGCCCAUCAUCCUCGUCGGCACACAGCUGGACCGGCUGCUGGACGUGAACGUCCUCAUCGACCUGGACAAGAGCAAGGUCAAGCCGGUGCUGAGCUCCCGGGCCCGGAGCAUGGCGGACAAGAUCAGGGCCUCGGACUACGUGGAGUGCUCGUCCCUGACGCAGAAGAACUUGAAGGAGGCGUUCGACGCGGCCAUUUUCGCCGCCAUCAAGAACAAGACCCGCAAGGGGAAGAAAAGGAGGUUUUCAGACAGGCGCACCAAGGCUUUCUCCAGGUGCAGCUGGAAGAAGUUCUUCUGCUUCAUCUGAACGGCUUUUGAACUCAGUUCUUUGAAGACUUUUUAUUUAUUCAAAUGGUGCGCCUCGGUUUCUUUCUCGCACGAGACCUGUGGCAUCAUUUAUCUGUAAAGUUGGCUUUUUUUUUUUUUAUCUUUGACGCCAAAAGCCCGAGGGGGCGAACAGUACCAGAAACUUAACAGCGAGAGGCUACAGGGACAUUACCAGCUUGGUGUCACACUGUAUACCAGACUGUUGCAUAUUCACAUAUUUGUUCCAAGUCAGCGGAAAAAGAGAAGUUUGCACAUGCUGUUUUUUUUUUUGUUUUUUUUUAUGUGUAUGAGCGAUUCGUGUGGAACGUGAGAGAAAAAGUGCAUCGGGUUGAUGGGCUUGGUGGGAUGCAGCUGCAGAGAGAGAAAGGCCGGGCCAGUAUGUAAAAACACCAAACAAGUGAAUUUGCAUGCUGUGCUUUACCCCUGGCUUCAAACCGAAAGUGUUGGGACUGUGCGUCCUGGCUGAUGGGUGUUGUUUUCUCACUUUUCUUGCAGCAGUGACGUCUUUACAUGCGGCCGCUGUAAUUAGGCGCCGCAGUCUUACUUGCUUGAGAAAGCUUCCCCCGGCUGGUUUGGUCGGGGGAAGCUUUUUCUGUUUUUUUUUUAAGAAACCAGGCGACAGAUAUUUGAACCUGAAUUUUUUUUUAUGAUGCACAAACAAAAGCAUAAAAAAAAAAUCCAUCUAAAGGGAAAAAAAAGUAACGCCGCUGCCUUAAUCUCUCAGCUGGGACAGGAACUGGCUUUCGUCUGAGGUGCAACGUUUCAGAAGAGCAGAAAGCGUUGGCUUUCUUGUCUCUGUAAUCUGCAUCUGUAAAAGCAAAAGCACUGCGGGGGUCUCUUCUUCCCUGCAGAAACCAUCCCUCCUUGUUUAUUUGCCGAAUACGCUCCUGAUCCCUGAAACACUCCCCUCUCAGCCUCGUGCGGCUUUUAAAAUGACCUUUUUGGAAAGUUUUGCACUCCAGUGUUAUAUUAUGUGGUACGUAUGAACGUGUGUAUAUAAGAAUUAGCACAAUUAUGCUUCUUGUGGAAGUGAGCUUCAUGUUUUUGUUUAUUUUAAACGCGUGCGGGGCCACAUUUAUUGGCACCUGAGGUAAUAAGCGGUGUCAAAGGCCUUUUAAUAUGAAUUUGUCUUGUGUUGCAGUUGCAUAAUAUCGGGCAGAAAACAUUGCCACAGCUCUCUGUGAGGUUCUUAAACAUGCGUGGUUGCAGGAUAAACGUGGGUCCAGGUCCAGCAUUGUUUGUCACAGCUCCAGUAGUUUGAAACUUUUAGAUUAUUGCCCGGCCUGUGGCUAUGGGCAGGUUUAGACUUGUAUCUAUUUCUUUUUUUCUGUAGCCAUUUCCUGAUUUAUGAAGGUCAUACAUACAUACAUACAUACAUACAUACAUACAUACAUACAUACAUACAUACAUAAAUUUAUUCAUCUUGUUUGAAUGGUAUGUUCUCUUGUCUUUCCCAUUUUGAAGGAGGGGUAAUCAAAAUCUUCCCCUGACUAUACAUGAUAUUUAUAACCUAGGAAAACAGAAAGUCAUGGAUAACUUAAUUAAAAGUUAAUUGGCACUCUGAUCAGCGUAUAAAAAAGGAGGGUGACAUGAAUCGAGCCACUGGUGAUAUAAAAGCACAUAUUAGCAACAAAAGUUUUCCCCCCUCUAGGUAAAUGUAGUUUAUAAUUAUUUUUAUUUAUUUAUUUAUUGGUUGUUGAACACAAUGAUGAAUGACCUCAGGUUACUUACCCAAUUACGUUGGAUUUUAUCCUUUUUUUUUUCAAUGUGAAAAUAUGCGACUGCAAUAUAAGAAUAAUUCAUUUUCAGGGUCUUUACACAGCUUUACCUAAGGUGGGCUAUAUUUAUGUGGGGCACUGUAUGUUAAAAAUAUCAUAAAAAAAGUGGGUUUUUAAAGCACAAAAAAAAAAAGAUUUGUUACCUUUUUUUACAUCAAUGUCAUCUCUGAAAACAUUUUGUUCCUUUCUUUACAUGGCAGAGUGAGUGAUGUGAUGAAAACAAUAAACAAAGAGCUUUUUGCAGUAAA
Fundulus heteroclitus (mummichog) is the source of this 3193-nucleotide messenger RNA. It is a transcript of the gene rhov, whose product is annotated as ras homolog family member V. Gene Ontology annotation, molecular function: GTP binding; GTPase activity. NCBI's taxonomy places the organism in Eukaryota, Metazoa, Chordata, Actinopteri, Cyprinodontiformes, Fundulidae. Gene Ontology annotation, biological process: small GTPase-mediated signal transduction. The record is from RefSeq and is a predicted model, not a curated record. Bases 437 to 1147 code for a protein of 236 amino acids. The transcript has 3 exons.